AUGUUCUUCGAGCGAACCCUUCAAAGCCAGAUAAUACAAGAUGAGUUGUCGCCACCCAAACAAAACACAUCGUAUUCACAAAACCGGGGACUUCCUCGGGUGAUCUUGGACAAAGGGAAACAUUACUUGAAGCUGUUCCUGGAGACGUCAUCCAUACAUGGACUGAACCAUCUGGUUGCAGAUAGGAGACACUGUUUUGAAAUCAUUCUUUGGUUCACCAUCAUACUACUAUCAGGGUUUGGCUCCCUGUACCUCUCUCAGAUGACCUGGAGCCGAUACCAGUCGUCGCCCACUGUUGUCUCCAUGGACCGGGACAUGUUCGCUUGGAACACCACCUUUCCUUGCGUCACCGUCUGUCCCAAUAACUAUAUUGAUUCUAGGAAACUUGAAAUCUUCCUACGAAACGCUAAAGAAGAAAAUAAGACUCGAUUGGAAAAUUUCAUCAUUAGCCUCGCAAAUGCUUCUUACAAAAAUUUCGAGAGUAUUCCUAUCUACCCAGACAUCAGUCCAGACAAAUAUAUUCAGUUGUUGGUGAACUUGUCGGUUCCUUUCAAGCCGUCCUUGACUAUUGGAGUAUCUAAUGUGGCAUUAUCUAUAGUUCCAACUAUUACUGAAAUGGGGUUAUGCUAUGCUGUAAAUUCUAGAAUGGCCGUAUACAACUCUCCAGAAUAUAGAGAUGCCAAUCGAUGGGACAUUAUAAACGAUGAUACGAAAAGUCUGUUCAUCCACCCGUUAGAUGGCGAAGUAUUUGCUCAAGUUAUGAAUAUUUCUACUUCAUACGAUGUUUACAUCCAUGGUCCUCAAGAAGUUCCGGAUAUAUCGACAAAGUUUCAGCAUUCAGCUCAAGGGUACUACAUGAAGUUGUACGUGACUGCGCUCACUGUCUACACCUCACCGGAAGCAGCUAAGUUAAGCAUCAACCAGCGUCGGUGUCGGUUUCCUCAUGAGAACAAUCUGAAGCACAACUCGAUCUACACGUACACGAUGUGUCGCAUGGAGUGUCGCAUCCGUCUCUGCUUGAAGUACUGUCACUGUAUUCCCCACUUCUACAGGAGGAUUGACGAGUUGUACAAGCUACAAGAUUCGAGCGGAAAGAAAGUAAUGUGUGGAUGUUAUCCACUGUGUGAUGACGUCAAUUAUGUAUUGCAAUCAAAUGCACUUCAAGAGUGGUUCCUGGGUACAAAUCUUCAAUGGGGUAUGGUGACGUAUCCUCGGAUGAGAUACAGGAGGGACAUCAUCUUCGGCUUCACCGAUGUACUGGUUGCUGUUGGCGGCAUGGCUGGUCUGUUCUUGGGCUGCAGUGUGCUGAGCUUCAUGGAAAUAGUCUACUUCCUUACACUGCGUCUCUUCUGCUACGCUCAGACGUCAAAAUAA
Molecule: messenger RNA, 1374 nt
Organism: Spodoptera exigua (beet armyworm)
Lineage: Eukaryota; Metazoa; Arthropoda; Insecta; Lepidoptera; Noctuidae
Source: the annotation of a GenBank genome assembly